Messenger RNA from Cyprinodon tularosa, 504 nucleotides. Its product is annotated as protein S100-B-like. The record is from RefSeq and is a predicted model, not a curated record. Gene Ontology annotation, molecular function: RAGE receptor binding; calcium ion binding; S100 protein binding. The coding region runs from base 26 to 454 and encodes 142 amino acids. Gene Ontology annotation, biological process: positive regulation of cell population proliferation; positive regulation of canonical NF-kappaB signal transduction. The transcript is spliced from 3 exons. Lineage: Eukaryota; Metazoa; Chordata; Actinopteri; Cyprinodontiformes; Cyprinodontidae. Gene Ontology annotation, cellular component: cytoplasm; nucleus.
AGACACAUUAAGUAGAGCAUGGCGAAUGAGAAGCCUCCGUGUGGUCAAUCGAUACAGCUCUGUGUCCGCUGUAAGAUUGGGCGAGGUCCACAGCACACUCCUACCAAGUCCUCAGUCGCAUCAAGAUCCUGACUGGAAACAGCAGCUGCUGCAGAUGGAGGCCUCUAAGGAUGCUGCUUCAGAGUUGGAGAGUGGUAUGGCCACUAUCAUUAAAGUUUUCCAUAAAUACUCCGGUCAAAACUGCACGCUGAGGAAGGCAGACCUGAAAGCUCUCAUCAACAACGAGAUGAGUCACUUCAUAAAGAAAAUUAAGGACAACGCCAUUCUGGACAAGCUGUUCUACGACCUGGACCAGAACGGGGACCUGGAGAUCGACUUCAAAGAGUUCAUCGCUCUCAUCGCCAUGGUUACCUCAGCAUGCCAUGAAGUCUUCAUUCCAAGCCCUAAACAAUAAAUCAGCAUGAUUACAUUAAAUACUCAAUAAACAACUGCGAAAAACUGGAA